GUAAUAGUUGUAACCAAUGUUUGGAAUCCUACGGAGCACGGCGAGCAAUGCAUGAAGGUUACCAACGAAGGGUCCGCCUUCGAAGUGAACUGGCAAUGGGAGACCGAUCGUGGCACGGUGCAUUCCUUCCCGCAUGUCAAAUUCAACUCGGACGCGCUACCGACCCCGCUGGCGAAUAUCUCGGGGCUGAAGCUGUCGGGUAACUGGAGCUUCGUGGCCGGGGAUGUCGCCGCCCUGGACUCCUCCUUCGAUGCCGCCGGCUUGGUAGCCAACAGCGUCACCGCCAACGUCGCGAUCGAUAUGUUCGUGGACGCGGAUCCGGCCAAGUCCCAGAACGAGACCCUGGCCAAAUAUGAGAUCUUGAUUUGGCUGGGUACUAUUGGGCAGCCGUAUCCGCUGGGAUGGAACGAGCCGACGUGGAACUUUCAAUUGGAGGAUGCGAAAUACACUCUCUACCGCGGCACCAACCAACGCGGCACCACCUCCUUCACCUGGUUCCCUCCUAUUAACACCACAUCCUUCGACACGGACUUCUACCCCCUCCUCCAAUUCCUCAUCGACAACGAUCUCAUCGACCCCUCCCUGAACCUCGGCCUCGUCGAAUUCGGCCAGGAGGCCUUCUAUUCCACGGGCAAAGUGACCUUCGCCGUCAACGGGUAUAACAUGAACCUCACGAAACGCGAUGGCGGGAGCCAGACGGUCGGCACCGAGAACCCGUCGGGGGAAGCGGGUGAGGAGUCGGGCGCCGCUGCGGUGCGAACUGGAGGUUUGGGCGCCCUGCUUGGUCUGUUGGCCAUACUAUAUACGUUCUUAUAG
Molecule: messenger RNA, 816 nt
Organism: Eremomyces bilateralis CBS 781.70
Lineage: Eukaryota; Fungi; Ascomycota; Dothideomycetes; Eremomycetales; Eremomycetaceae
Product: concanavalin A-like lectin/glucanase
Exons: 3
Biological process (GO): polysaccharide catabolic process
Molecular function (GO): cellulase activity
Source: RefSeq, a predicted model, not a curated record